AUGGUGUCACGGGUAAACGAGGUCGCAAAAUCGGUUAUUUUAUCCCUAAACGCUGGGAAGACCAAAGUGUUCUCAAGCUGCAUCCCUAACCAGGAGAAGGCACCCCUCGGGAUUGGUGGCUGUCAACUUGAAGAGGUAGGCAGUUUUAAAUACCUCGGGGCGAGGCUGCUGCCUAAUGGACAGAGUAAGGAUGACAUUGUCUCCCGAAUUGAUGCUGCCCGCUGGGUUUUCUCAAGCCGUCGAAAAUGCCUAUGGAUCCCAGAUGACCUCUCCAUCGCCACCAAGAUUCGCGUGUACCGUGCAUCUGUCCAGUCUGUUCUUCUCUACGGUUGUGAAUGCUGGGCUUUGCGCGUGAAGGAUGAGCGAAAACUGGAGGCAUUUGACCACCACUGCUUGAGGACCAUCCUUCGAGUGAAGUCCACCGACUUCGUCUCAAAUGAGACAGUCCGCGCUCGCUGCGACAACAUCGCAAGGGUAACCCAGGCCAUCCAAGAAGGACGACUGAAGUGGUUCGAGCAUGUUCUUCGUCGUCCACCUCAACAGCUCAGUGUUACAGCCCUCGGUCCGGAACCGUUACCCCGUGGAAGGCGUCGAAGAGGGGGUCGGUUCGAAACCUGGCUCGACACAGUUCGUCAAGACAUGGAGGUGGUUCUUGGACCUUCGAUAUUCGGUCCCCGUUGUUGGCGAAGGGAGUGGGUUGAGCUGUCCAGAUCUGCUGCCGCGGAUCGUCACGCGCGGAGAGGUAGGGCUCGUGACAUCAUCAAGGCCGCCUAG
Messenger RNA from Spirometra erinaceieuropaei, 774 nucleotides. Lineage: Eukaryota; Metazoa; Platyhelminthes; Cestoda; Diphyllobothriidea; Diphyllobothriidae. The record is from the annotation of a GenBank genome assembly.